AAACCCUAAACCUUGGCGUUCCGAGGAUCUCCCAUUGAGUUGAGGACUCGCCCGUGCCUUCUCUUUCUCCCCUCGACUCCUCCAAGCUCUGUGAGGCUUCAUCUCCUCCGCUUUGAACAUGGCCCAAACCCGAUCCGAAGAGGCAGCAUCAGAGGUUGUGGAUUCAGUUCGCUUUAGCUUUUAUACAGCAGAAGAAAUUCGAAAGAUAAGCGUUAAAAAGAUUACCAAACCUGAUCUCCUUGAUUCCAAAAAUGCUUCCGUUCCAGAUGGAUUGUAUGAUCCUGCAUUGGGUCCAAUCAAUGAUACUGACUCCUGCAAAUCUUGUGGCCAGCUUUCUUUUCGUUGCCCAGGUCAUUGUGGUCAUAUUGACCUUGCAAGACCACUUUAUAACCCAUUGUUAUUCAGGAAUCUUCAAAAUCUUCUUCAGAUUACUUGCUUCUUUUGCCGUAAGUUUAGGUUGAAUGAAGAAAAGGUCCAAAGAUAUGCUGAACAACUAUGUCUCAUAGCAAAGGGUGACAUUGUUGGGGCUAAAACUUUAGAAGCUCACUCAUGGGGUGAAUUUUAUUUCCCAAACGAAGAAGAAACAAAGUCUGCUGCUAUACAUACCAGUGAAUCGUUGUCAAAGAUAACGAAUUUAAAGCAACAACAGACAUGGACCUCACUUCAGCAUUCUGAGGCUCUCUCCAUUCUGUCUAAAUUUUUGAGGGAAAAGUCUAAGAAGUGUGCGAACUGUAGUAGGAAAAAUCCAACAAUUACUAGUCCUACAUUUGGUUGGCUCAAUAAGGCUAUACAAGCUUCUGAUAUAAGAAGUAAUUUCAUAAUGGAGUCUGAUCUGGGUCUGUCAUCCACUGAGGAUCAAAAUACUGAAGGCUCACAGUCAAGAGGAGACAGUGCUUCACAACUUGAUGAAGAACCAUCUUCCAUUACAAAAGUCCAAAGAAAAACUAAAAAACAAUCAAGGGAUCUCCCUCCUGAGAUUGCUAAGCAGAUGUUAUCUUCAGGACAGAAGAAGCAUCUAUUACCUUCCGAGGUGGAAGCUAUUUUAAAAGAUUUGUGGAAUAAUGAAGCCAAAAUAUGUGCACUUAUAUGCGAUGUUCAGCGUAGAAGUUUGAAUCGUUUGGGUAGGGACAAAGGAUAUGCAAUGUUUUUCUUGAAGACUCUUCUUGUUCCACCAAGCAAGUUUCGUCCUCCUGCUGGGAGUGGUACUCGUGGGGUGUUGGAACAUCCACAAAAUGUUUUGUUAAGUAAAGUGCAAGAAUCCAAUAUUGCUUUAAGAAAUGUCAUUGCUAAUGGCCCUGAUCAUCCUGAUAUUGUGCGGAGCUGGAUGGAUCUUCAAAGAAAUGUCAAUUUGUUGUUUGAUAGUAGUAAGGGCUGGGUUAAAACUGAGAGGGAAGUCAAUGGUAUACGCCAAUUAUUGGAGAAGAAGGCGGGUAUCCUUCGUCAGAAAAUGAUGGGAAAGAGGGUCAAUUUUGCAUGUCGGUCUGUUAUAUCUCCAGAUCCGUACUUAGCGGUCAAUGAAAUAGGAAUUCCUCCGUAUUUUGCACUGAGGUUAACAUAUCCUGAGCGAGUGACACCCUGGAAUGUUAAUAAGCUACGGCAUGCUAUCAUCAAUGGUGCUGAUAUUCAUCCUGGAGCUACACAUUACAAGGACAAUGAGAGAAUGUAUAAAUUACAAUUAGGUAGAAACAUGCGCAAUUCAAUUUCAAGGAAGCUGCCCACAUCAAGAGGAGUUCUUGUGCAGCAAGGGAAGGGUCCAGAAUCUGAGUUUGAAGGAAAGGUCGUGUAUCGUCAUUUACAAGAUGGGGACAUUGUACUUGUUAAUCGACAGCCUACUCUUCACAAGCCUAGCAUGAUGGCUCAUGUUGUUCGUGUUCUGAAAGGAGAAAAGACACUUCGCAUGCACUAUGCUAAUUGCAGCACCUACAAUGCUGAUUUUGAUGGAGAUGAGAUGAAUGUUCACCUUCCACAAGAUGAAAUUUCACGGGCUGAAGCCAUUAACAUUGUUAAUGCAAACAAGCAGUACGUUGUUCCAACAAGUGGGGAUCCAAUCAGGGGUCUGAUUCAGGAUCAUAUAGUAAGUGCUGUACUUCUAACAAAGUUGGACACAUUUUUGACCCGUGAGCAGUACCAUCAGCUUUUGUAUGCUUCUUGCAUGCCUCCUAUUGCCAGUUCUCAACCCGGCAGAUUUGGUCGAAAUGUUUGCACAUUAUCUUCAGAUGAUGAGAUACAGCCUCUUCUUCCUGCUAUUUGGAAGCCAAUUCCACUAUGGACGGGAAAACAGGUCAUAACUGCAAUUUUAAAUCAUAUUACACGAGGCCGCCCACCAUUUACUGUUGAAAAUAAAGGCAGAAUUCCCAAGGAAUAUCUUGGAAAAAAUCAUAAUGAACUGAAGUUACUUAUUUACAACAAUGAUCUCAUACAUGGAAUGGUUGACAAGGCUCAAUUUGGGAAAUAUGGGUUGGUCCAUACGAUCCAUGAACUCUAUGGUGCAGACACUGCAGGCAUUUUGCUUUCAGUUUUCAGUCGUCUAUUUACUUUAUUUCUACAGAUGCAUGGAUUUACUUGUGGAGUAGAUGACCUUUUACUCGACCAGAGUUCAGAUAUGGAGAGGAAAAGAAUACUAGAAAAAAGUGAAGCACUAAGUGAAGAUGUCCACAUUCGUUUUACUGCUUUUAAAGAUGGGGAUAGAGACCCAAUGAAAUUACAGAGGGAGAUCGAGAAGGUCCUAUGUCGUAAUAGAGAAUCUGCAACAACAUUGUUGGAUAGAAUGAUGUCCAGUUCUAUGAACGUUCUGACUUCCGAGGUAAACCAAACCUUAUUUCCAAGUGGACUCCAAAAGCCCUUUCUGAGAAAUUGUCUCUCUCUUAUGACGACAACUGGAGCUAAAGGUGGUUUGGUAAGAAUUUUUUUUUUGUUUCCUCGUAUUUUUUUCAUUUAGUAUGUAUGAUGUGGAU
Messenger RNA from Phoenix dactylifera (date palm), 2954 nucleotides. The record is from RefSeq and is a predicted model, not a curated record. Lineage: Eukaryota; Viridiplantae; Streptophyta; Magnoliopsida; Arecales; Arecaceae.